This is a messenger RNA of Pocillopora damicornis (cauliflower coral), 2975 nucleotides long. RefSeq lists its product as uncharacterized. Gene Ontology annotation, molecular function: zinc ion binding; metalloendopeptidase activity. Lineage: Eukaryota; Metazoa; Cnidaria; Anthozoa; Scleractinia; Pocilloporidae. Gene Ontology annotation, cellular component: membrane. Gene Ontology annotation, biological process: proteolysis. The record is from RefSeq and is a predicted model, not a curated record.
UGCUGGCCGUUAACGAUCUCCUGACUGUGGCGCAAAAUUCCAGCCCGCCAUAUCAACACAUUUAAAUUAGAUACGACAUAAACAAAAGGAGAGAAAAAAACGGUUAUAUAUUGCCAUGGUCUAAUGAGCUGCUUAUUUAUUUAGCAUCGAUAACGAAUCAAGGCAUCCUGGUGAGAGACUAGCGCUUUUAAAUUGGAAAUUUGAAGUUGGGAAACAUUUGAAUGAUCUGCUGGCUAGUUGCUGCAGCUAGAAUCGUCCGUUAAAAUGCACCUCGUGAGUUUUGCAGUUAUUUUGAUACUCCUUCACUCCGUUAGCGUCGCAAGAGCAAAAAAUAUUGCCAACGAAAUCGAGGAUUUAUAUUCAGAAAUUGGCUCUCUAUCCGAAAUUGGCUCUCUAUCCGAGGAUGAAAACACGGAAAAAGUUUUGGAGGAAACCAAUGAGUGGCUUGAAGAAAUGGAUGAGGACGAACGAAUGGAGUUUGAAGGGCGGUACCCAGACGACAAAGCCAUAGAGAAUGACCCCGAGAUAACAGAAGUAGCAAACAAAGACUAUGAUAAUGCGAUGGGACGGAUAAUCGCCGUCAAUCUUGCCCACUGGAGAAAGCGCCAAGAGAAAAGGCAACUUCAAGAAAAACGAGAGUAUCAAGGCAAUGUACAAGAAAUGAUCGAAACGACGAAUGAAGCGGAAGGUUUCUUCUUUGAUCAAGGAGACAUGAUACUCGAUUGUGACCUUUACGAAGAACUACAUCCUGGAAAGACUUGCAAAACCGGCCAGGCGAGAACGAAGAGAAAUGCUCUCAGAACUCGCAAACGACUUUGGACGUCAAGGGUGAUUCCGUAUAAAAUUCCAUCGUACAUGAGACACAUCGUGGGAAAUCUUAACAAAGUUAUCCAGAUGUUUCAUAGAGUAUCGUGCAUACGGUUUGUGCCAUACCGCGGCCAGAAGAAUUACAUCUUCUUCGAUAAUGAUGACGGGUGCUCAUCUAAAGUAGGAAAGAGUUAUGCUGUGGCUGGAGCUCAGAAACUUUCCCUAGGGCAAGGAUGUGACUUCGAAGGCACCAUCAUACACGAAUUACUACAUGCUCUUGGAUUCUUUCACGAGCAAGCAAGAGAUGACAGGGACAAAUAUAUUGAAAUCAAAUGGGAAAAUAUUCUCGACGGAUUUUCAGACCAGUUUGACAAGUAUAGCUACAAAACUAUAGACAAAAUUGGAAAAAAUUACGAUUUUCAAUCCAUCAUGCACUAUGACAGGAGAGCUUUUACGAAGAAUGGACUGGACACGAUCAUCAGGUUUGAUAAGCCAGUCGGAUGGAAGGACUUUGGAACGCCUCAGAAAACGAUGAGUCCUCAGGAUAUAGUUGAACUCAACGCCUUGUAUGAUUGCGAAACAAAAAACUACGGUUGGACGCAGUGGUCGGGAUUCACGCCUUGUGAUAAAGAUUGCAUGAAAGAGCGCCAACGUUAUUGUUACAAUUCAGGUAACCCUAAGGCCUGUGGUGGCAAUGUGAACGUAUAUGGUAUCGAGACGGAAAGAGUGAAAUGUGGAAACUACGAGUGCCCAGUUAGAAUAAAUGGGCACUGGGGCCGUUGGUCUGAUUGGUCGAGAUGCGAUGUUUCAUGUGACGACGGCAAAAGGAAACGAUUCAGAAAGUGUGACAACCCUGAACCAAAACAUAGCGGGAAGUAUUGUGCCGGGGAAUCAGUGGAAGAGGGAGUCUGCACAAUGAAGAGAUGUCAACUCAGAUAUCAAGACACUGAUUUUGAUGGCAAGUUAUUGGGUAUGUGGGUUAACAAGGGACAAAUUAAAUGGAUGCGGAAUAAAUAUUUCACCGGGACAAAGGAAACUGGGCCCAGCCGUGACCACACAACCGGAAAAGGCUACUAUCUGUACAUGGAGUCAUCCGCUCCGGCCCAGCCAGGUAACCAGGCUAUUCUUGAGAGCCAGCCAUGGCUGUCAGCUCCAAAAGGAGGCCAGUGCAUGAAGUUCUUUUACACCAUGUAUGGUAAAACAAUGGGUUCGCUUAUAGUCAAAUUGCAAGAGUUUGGUAAGCGAGCUAAGAACAUUUUCACAAAGACAGGCGAUCAAGGUCUUCAUUGGAUUGGAGCCAAGGUCAGCCUCAAUAUUCCAGAGGGAACAAAGUACAAGCUCAAAAUCAUCGCCCGAGUUGGAGGCACUGGAUACUCUGACAUUGCCAUUGACGACGUGUACAUCGAUCCUGGUCUUUGUUCAUGUCAAGACGACUAUGUGUCGUGUUCAAAGUGGAAGGCUGCCAAACAUUGCGAGAAAAAUGUUCAGUUUAUGAGCAAACAUUGUGCAAGAAGCUGUGAUACAUGUGAGUGUAAAGACGACAACUUUAUGUGCCCAGCAUGGGCAACACAGCCAAACGGUUGUUCUAAAAACUCUGACUACAUGCGUUCACAUUGCCAAAAGAGUUGCAGAGUUUGCCAUCCACCUAAAGGCCCGUUGCCGGCGCAACCUCAUGCAGGCAACAGGCCACCACCCAUGUGUAAGGACAACGACGAAACGCAAUGUCCCGCCUGGAAAAAUUUGGGGGAAUGUUCAAAAAAUCCGUCAUUCAUGUCGGUGAAUUGUGCUCUGAGCUGCGGAAUAUGUGCUUGCGAAGACAAGUACUCUAAAUGUCCCCAAUGGGCCCAGAAAGGGGAAUGUGUUAAAAACAAGAAAUGGAUGUUGGAUCACUGUCUUAGGAGCUGCCAUGUUUGUGCUUGCGGCGACAACCAUGUAAAGUGUGGACUGUGGGCCAAGCUGGGGGAAUGCGGAAAGAAUGAGAAGUUCAUGACGGAACAGUGCAAGAAAAGUUGCAAGAAAUGUUAGCUACACUGCAUAAAAAGAAAAAAAAAAUUAACUGAGUUAUUUGCAUGUUCAAAGAGUAGUUCAUUGAGGUAUUCGUUAGAGGGAAUAUAUAUGUAGACAUUCUACACAGAAGAAUACCAAUAAAUAGUUCAUCCUGUCUUGAA